Amphiprion ocellaris (clown anemonefish) is the source of this 1857-nucleotide messenger RNA. It is a transcript of the gene eipr1, whose product is annotated as EARP complex and GARP complex interacting protein 1. Gene Ontology annotation, biological process: protein ubiquitination. The transcript has 9 exons. Lineage: Eukaryota; Metazoa; Chordata; Actinopteri; Pomacentridae. Gene Ontology annotation, molecular function: protein binding. The record is from RefSeq and is a predicted model, not a curated record. Bases 126 to 1289 code for a protein of 387 amino acids.
AAUUUUAUUUCAAUCGCGGAAGUGCAGCGACUGUGGUUUGUUUUGAGCAGUACGUAGCACAAGUGUGGUGUUGGUCUUUUUUGUCAUUUGUAAAGGAUUAGGAAGCGCUGGUAGCAGAAUAAAACAUGGAGGACGACGCUCCUGUCAUUUAUGGUCUGGAAUUUCAGGCACGGGCACUGACUGCCCAGACAGCUGAGACUGAUGCUAUCCGUUUCCUCGUGGGUACACAGUCACUGAAGUUUGACAACCAGAUCCACAUCAUUGACUUUGAUGAUGAGAAUAACAUCAUUAAUAAGAAUGUCCUUCUGCACCAAGCUGGGGAGAUAUGGCACAUUGGCGCCAGUCCUGCAGAUAAGGCUGUGCUUACCACCUGCUAUAACAAAACCAGUGACAGCAGGCUGGUGUCCUGUGCGGCAGUAUGGCGGAUGCCGUCUGACUGGGAGACAGGAAGCCAUGAGUCACCUGACGACUCCGCCCACAACCCUCAAACCCUGGAGCUGCUCUGUCGCCUGGACGACAGCGCCCACGGCAACGCUGCCUGCGUACUGUGGGAGCCCAUGGGGGAUGGCAAGCGUGUGAUUUCAUUGGCUGAUAACAAUGCACUACUCUGGGACCUGCAGGAGAGCUCCACACAGGCCACAGUCUCCAGCACCGCCACCCUGGAGGGUAAGGGUCAGCUGAAGUUCACCGCUGGCAAGUGGAGCCCCCACCACAACUGCAGCCAGCUGGCCACAGCCAAUGACACCGCCAUCCGAGGCUGGGACCUUCGGACUAUGAGUCAGAUCUACUGUAUAGAGAAUGCCCAUGGCCAGCUGGUGCGUGACCUGGACUUCAAUCCCAACCGCCAGUACUACCUGGCCAGCUGCGGAGAUGACUGCAAGGUCAAGUUCUGGGACGUCCGCAACGUCCAGGAGCCCAUCAAGACCCUGGAGGAGCACUCGCACUGGGUGUGGAGCGUCCGCUACAAUCACAGCCAUGACCAGCUGGUGUUGACAGCCAGCAGUGACAGCCGCCUCAUCCUCUCCAACAUGGUGUCCAUCUCCUCAGAGCCGUUCGGACACCUGGUGGACGACGAGGAGCUCAGCGAGGGGGAGGACAACCACCAGGAGGACAAGAGUAAGGAGCCCCUGAAGGACAGCGUGGUGUCCACCUAUGAGGAACAUGAGGACAGCGUGUACGCAGCAGAGUGGUCUUCAGCCGACCCCUGGCUCUUUGCCUCGCUCAGCUACGACGGACGCCUCGUCAUCAACAGGGUCCCCCGGGCCCUCAAGUACCGCAUCCUGCUGUGAGAGGGAGGGACAGGUGACCUCAGUGUGUGUGUGUCGGUGUGUGUGUGUGUGUGUGUGUGUGUGUGUGUGUGUGUGUGUGUGUGUGUGUGUGUGUGUGUGUGUGUGUGUGCAGUAAGAGUGUGUCAAAACACUAAAGACUCUGCAAACUGCAUGUGAAGGCAGCAACAAGACUGUGUGUGUGUGUGUGUGUGUGUGUGUGUGUGUGAGUGAUUUCAUUGUACUGUUGUUUAUGUUCUGCUGACCGCAAUAAUAUCAUUCAUGUUGCUUAACAGCAUUAAAGUAAAAACACAACUUCUGGAUAAAAACUUGAAAUGUUGUGCUUUUUAAAUGUAAGUUCAUCAUAAGGAACACAAGAAAUAUCCUUCUCUUCAUUGUGACGUUAUUCCAUAAAGGCGACGGUGUGAAAUCAUUCUGAGAACUCAUAUUCUAUCAUUCUCACUUGUGUUGCAUCAUGUUGGUUAUUAUUGUUGCUUAAUUACCAAUAACAGCAUGCGUACUGUAAUCAUUAAUAUUCAUUUUACAACAGUGUUGAUUUCAUCAAAAAAAAUAAAUGAAAAAUCAGGAAAAA